CUUGGCCGAGCCGGAGAGCAGCCAGGAGGACGUGGCCACCUAAGAAACCCUAGAAAGCACCUAGCCAAGAGCGAUCCGGAGUGACCGAGUGGCUCUAUCCUUCGUUCCCAGGCUGCCGGGGCCGAGCCGGGAUGAGCGCGCCGGACGGCGAGCCGGGCAACCCGGCCCAUGCCCUCUUCGAGAGGUUCCUGCGGGCCAGCCGGUGCCAGGAGGCGCUGGGCGCUUUCCAGGAGCUGCGGCAGCACCUGGCGCUGCCGGGCACCGGGCUGCACCUCUACCACGGCCUCAAGGCUGCCCUCAACUCGUGGAGCGCCAAGGCGCUCUGGAGCAAGCUGGAUAAGAAAGCCGGGCACAAGGACUACGACCAGGGCACGGCCUGCGCCAGCACCAAGUGCCUGGUGGUGGGGGCCGGCCCCUGCGGGCUGCGCGUGGCCAUCGAGCUGGCCCUGCUGGGCGCCCGCGUGGUGCUGGUGGAGAAGCGGGACUCCUUCUCCCGCAACAACGUCCUGCACCUCUGGCCCUUCACCAUCCACGACCUGCGGGCGCUGGGCGCCAAGAAGUUUUACGGGCGCUUCUGCACCGGCACGUUGGACCACAUCAGUAUCCGGCAGCUCCAGCUGAUCCUGCUGAAGGUGGCUCUGCUCCUCGGGGUGGAGGUUCACACCAACAUGCGCUUUAAGGGCGUCCUGCCUCCCGCCGGCAAGACGGGCAAACAGGGUGGCGGCUGGCGGGCCCUGCUGCAGCCCAGCUCCUCGCCCCUGAGCCGCUACGCGUUCGACGUCCUCAUCUCGGCCGGAGGCGGCAAAUUUGUCCCCGAAGGCUUCGAGCGGAAGGAGACCCGCGGCAAGCUGGCCAUCGGCAUCACCACCAACUUCGUCAACCGCCACAGCCGGGCCGAGGUGGAGGUGGCCGAGAUCAGCGGCGUGGCCCGAAUCUACAACCAGAAGUUCUUCCAAAACCUCUACAACAAGACGGGUAUCGACUUGGAAAACAUCGUCUACUACAAGGACGACACUCACUACUUCGUCAUGACGGCCAAGAAGCAGAGCCUGCUCAAGAUGGGGGUCAUCCUCGAGGACAAGCCGGACACGGAGAGCCUCCUGGCCCCGGACAACGUCAACCGGGAAGCCCUCCUCAGCUACGCCAAAGAAGCAGCCAACUUCUCCACCAACUACCGCCUGCCCGAGCUGGAGUUCGCCCUCAACCACCGGGGCCUGCCGGACGUCGACAUGUUCGACUUCACCUGCAUGACCCGCUCGGAGAACGCGGCCCUGGUGCGGGAGCAGCACGGCGCCCGCCUGCUCCUCGGGCUGGUGGGCGACUGCUUGGUGGAGCCCUUCUGGCCGCUGGGCACCGGCGUGGCCAGGGGCUUCCUGGCCGCCUUCGACGCGGCAUGGAUGGUGCGGCGCUGGGCGGCCGGGACCCCCCCGCUGGAGGUGCUGGCUGAGAGGGAGAGCAUCUACCAGCUCCUCUCGCAAACCUCGCCGGACAACACCAACAAGAACGUGAGCCAGUACAGCAUCGACCCCGCCACCCGCUACCCCAACGUCAACCUGCAGGCCAUCAAACCCGGCCAGGUCCAGGACCUCUACCUGGUGGGCAUGGCGGAGGUGGACCACAAGGGCAAGAGCGACCAGCGGCUCAGCGCAGUGGCCGGAGACGCCUACGAGGAGCUGCUGAGCUGGUGCCGGGCCAGCACGGCCGGCUACCGCGGCGUCGAGGUGGCCGACUUCACGCGGUCCUGGAGCAGCGGCUUGGCCCUCUGCGCCCUCGUGCACCGCUUCCGCCCCGACCUCGUGGAUUUCGAUGCCGUCGACCCGCUGGACCCUGUCCGGAGGCACCAGACCGUGCUGGACGCGGCGGAGCAGGAGCUGGGCAUCCAGCCCGUGCUCUCCAGCACCGAAAUGGCCUCCAUGUCGGAGCCCAGCCGCCUGGGGCUCAUCACCUACCUCAGCCAGUUUUACGAGGUUUUCAAGCCUUCUCCAGGGUCCGAGGAAGUCGCCCAGAAGCCGCCGCCGCCCCGCGGCACCAAGGGCACCAUCCUCUUCCUCAGCAAGCUGCAGAGGAGCCGGAACCUGACGCUGAAGCGCGCCCAGGAUGAAGCCCAGAAGGAUGCUGAGCCCAAGAGGAGCCGCUGGGAAGCAGAGCUGGAGCCGGACGCAGCCGUUCGGGACGGCGGCCACGAGCAGCCCGCGAGCGCCGCGGCGGACCCCAGCCAGCCCGCGGCGCGUGGCGAGAGCAGCGACGCCUGCUACUUCUGCGCCCGCCGCGUCUACAUCGUGGAGCGGGUGAGCGCCGAGGGCCGCUUCUUCCACCGCGGCUGCUUCCAGUGCCGCCGGUGCGGGGCCACCCUGCGCCUGGGCGACUACGCCUUCGACGAGGAGGACGGUUGUUUCUACUGCUCGCUCCACGACCCCAAUCUCCCCAGCAUGGAGCCGUCCCAGGAUGAGGCCCCGGCACGGCCCGAUGGGGAUGCUGCCGCCAGCCGCCCGGCCCCGGCCCCCGGGAGCCCGCCUGCGGCCCCCGAGGAGGCAGCGCCCGCUGGGCUGGGGCUCCCCGGCGCCCCGGUGCCGCCGCUGGCAGCCCUGCGGGAGUCGCUGCCGGAUGCUAUGGGCCCCGGGCCUGAGGAAGCGAGGGAUGAGCAGGGCCCCGGAGCAGAGCCCGCAGAGGAGGGCGAGGAGAGCAGGGGCAGAAGGAAGAUCGUCCUGACGCCCCUGGAGAAGCUCAACCUGUCCACGCUGAGCCUGACAGCGGAUGCGGAGCUGGAGCCGCCGCCGAAGCCGGCCAGGUUGAGGCUCGGGCCAGCGCCCGAGUUGCUCCUCACCCCAGGACGAGGACAAGGUGGCUGGGAGGAGGAGGAGGAGGAAACAGCGGAUGAGGAGGAAGCUUCAGAGGAGAGCAACAGCGAGGAAGAGGAGGAGGAGGAAGGCUCGGACCUUGGCACCGUGGCAGAGUCGCGCCUGAUCCUGGAGGAAACGGAGAAAUACCCGACCUGGAGGCGGACGCUGCACCGCCGCACCAGGGAGGCCCAGAUGAAGCGGUUCUGCAAGGCGCAGGCCAUCCAGCGGCGCCUGGAGGAGAUCGAAGUGACCUUCCAGGAGCUGGAGAAGCAGGGCAUAAAGCUGGAGAAGUUCCUCCGGGAUGAGGGCACCCAGGCCGACCUGAAGACGCAGUGGAUGAACCAGCUGCUGCACCUGGUGCAGAAGAAGAACAGCCUGGUGUCCGAGGAGUCGGACCUCAUGAUCGCGGUGCAGGAGCUGAAGCUCGAGGAGCAGCAGUGCCAGCUCGACCAGCAGCUGCGGCAGUACCUGCACAAGGAGGAAGCCCUGAAGACGCCGGCGGAGCGGGCGGCCGAGCGGGAGAUCCUGGCGCAGCUGCUGGAGGUGGUGAACAAGCGCAACGGCCUCAUUCACGUCCAGGAGGAGAAGCGGCUCAGCGAGCUGCGGGCCUGAGCCCCGCCGGCGCCCGGCACCUCCCCGCUCGCCAAGGCCCCCCCUGGAGCGGGGACAGAUGCCGACGGACGCGGAGCCGCCGAGGAGCUUCCCGGCUUUGGGACGCGGAGAGGGCGCUUGUCCCCACAGGGGCCAGACCCCCCCCCCCACCACCACCACCGUGCUUGGCUGCAUCGCCUUUGCCUGGUGCUUGCUUGAAAAACAGAUUUGCAGGGAGGGGAGGAAAAAAAACAAAACACGGAGGCUGCCGCGGCUCUGCCUGGUGUUCGCCCGAGAAGGAGAAACCGGAGCCCGUUGCGAAGGGUUCGGCUCGGCGAGCCCAACCCGCUCCCGGGCGCGAAGCCGCGACUGCAGCCAGCGCAGGUGGGUCUCGGCGAAGGCGCCGGGCACGGAGAGGAGGCGCCGGCGGCUGCAGCCCCUGGGACCGCGCGUCCCGGUGCCGGGCACCUGUCCCAGCCCAGCGCAUCCGUCCCGGCCCCGGACACGUGCGGCUGCCGCCCGCGGGGCCAGCGACGGGCCCGGGGCUCUGCCUCGCUGCCGAGCCGGCGCCGGCCGCUCCAGGAAAUUGGGGUAGGAAAGGGCAGCGCGGGGGCCUUACAGCAAGGGAAGGGGGGGAAUUUAGCCACCAGAUCUCCGAGCGGAUUUUACUCACCCCCCCCUUGCUCACCCCCACAUCCACCACCCCCGGGAUGAUGCUGCCGCGUCCUCCUCCUGCCGCCGGGGUUUCUUCUCGGCCGGCAGCGACGGACUGGUCUCGGGACCGGCCUCUCAACCCGGGGACCGGCGUCCCGGGAGCAGGGUCCUCCGCCGCGGAGACGGUACCCCUCGUCCUGCUGUUUCCACCCAUCCCACCCUUCACUCCUACCACCCGUCCCGCUCCGCUGUCACCCUGCCUUGGAAUAAACCUUCCUAGAGCCAGCACAAAGGGCUAAACCGCCGCCUUUAUUUGCUAUCCAAGUCAAGCGUAGCUUUCGGAGCAGCCGGCAGGGUUAGAGACCGCGGCUGCGUCCGGCUGGCAGGACCGGGCUCCGGUCUGACCCCCACCCCCCCCACCCCGGGAGAGCCCACGGCCGCGGCGGGAGGCUGCGGAAAGCAUCGCAGCAUCUCCUGGCCGUCAGUGCCCACCUGGGGCAGGGACGAGCAGGGAAGAUCCAGAGCUCUGGGUCCUUGGGGAAAGGUCCCCGAGAUGGUAUUGGGGCUCGCAGGAAGCCACGAAGGGUGUGUUUAAAAAAUAGUAAUAAUAAUAAUAAAAAUCACAGUUAAAAA
Rhea pennata is the source of this 4718-nucleotide messenger RNA. It is a transcript of the gene MICAL1, whose product is annotated as microtubule associated monooxygenase, calponin and LIM domain containing 1. The record is from RefSeq and is a predicted model, not a curated record. Gene Ontology annotation, molecular function: protein binding; FAD binding. The coding region runs from base 132 to 3452 and encodes 1106 amino acids. The transcript is spliced from 25 exons. NCBI's taxonomy places the organism in Eukaryota, Metazoa, Chordata, Aves, Rheiformes, Rheidae.